AUGACCGACGACACCUACACGCGUUUAAAAAAUGCUGAAUAUUAUUUGACAGCAACUACAUCUACUCAACAAAAAGAUAUCGUAUCUGCUGGUAUUAAAUUAUUGUGCCCUGAUCUUGUUAACAGCACCAAUCAACUUCGACUAGCUGCUGGUCAGCACCGAUCAUUUAUGACAACAACGACAUCUGCUCAACGUAUCUCAUCAAAAAUCGAUAAUGCAACAUCAAUUUUGAUGUCAUCAAGAUUAGCAUGUCAACUUACAAAACUAUCCCAUUAA
This is a messenger RNA of Adineta ricciae, 276 nucleotides long. Lineage: Eukaryota; Metazoa; Rotifera; Eurotatoria; Adinetida; Adinetidae. The record is from the annotation of a GenBank genome assembly.